AUGGCUGCUUUUACGGGGGAUGAUUUGUCGAGGGUGACAAGCAGUAGCAGGAGGUCACAGAGUGUGAGAGAUAUGUGGCAAGGUCCGUCUGAUGUUUUUAGUCGGAAUAGUACGAGGAGAGAAAUGGUGGACGAUGAAGAAGAGCUUAAAUGGGCUGCUAUUGAGAGAUUGCCUACUUAUGAUAGGUUGAGAAAAGGGAUGCUGAAGCAAGUUGUGAGUAAUGGAAGAGUGCUUACAAAUGAGGUUGAUGUUACUAAUCUUGAUGCUCAGGACAAGAAGCAGUUGAUGGAGAGUAUUCUUAAGGUUGUCGAAGAUGAUAAUGAAAGAUUCCUUAGACGACUUCGUGAUCGAACUGACAGAGUUGGGAUUGAGAUUCCGAAGAUUGAAGUGAGGUUUCAGAACUUAUCUAUUGAAGGAGAUGCUUAUGUCGGCGGCAGAGCACUUCCAACUCUCUGGAAUUCUACACUGAAUACCUUGGAGGGUCUUAUUGGUAUGAUUGGACUUUCUCCAUCAAAGAAAAAGGUGGUUAAGAUACUACAAGAUGUUAGUGGAAUUAUAAGACCUUCAAGGAUGACACUUCUUCUUGGUCCUCCUGGUUCAGGAAAAACAACCUUGCUUAAAGCCCUGGCAGGCAAAGCUGAUGAUGAUCUUAGAAUUCUUGGAUUGGAUAUCUGUGCUGAUAUUAUGGUGGGAGAUGACAUGAGAAGAGGAAUUUCUGGCGGACAAAAGAAACGUGUUACCACAGGUGAAAUGUUGGUAGGACCAGCAAAAGCAUUCUUCAUGGAUGAAAUAUCCACUGGACUGGACAGUUCCACAACUUUCCAAAUCACCAAAUUCAUGAGACAGAUGGUUCACAUCAAUGAUAUAACCAUGGUCAUCUCUCUCCUGCAGCCGGCACCUGAGACAUUUGAGCUUUUUGAUGAUGUUAUCCUGCUUUCCGAGGGUCGAAUUGUGUAUCAGGGACCACGUGAGAAUGUCCUUCAGUUUUUUGAGUUCAUGGGAUUCAAAUGCCCUGAAAGGAAAGGAAUUGCAGACUUUCUGCAGGAGGUAACAUCAAAGAAGGACCAACAACAGUAUUGGUGUAAGAAGAAUCAGCCAUUUAGAUAUGUCUCUGCAGAGGAUUUUGCAAACGCCUUCAAUGAUUUUCAUGUUGGGCAACAAAUGACAUCAGACCUCCGAGUUCCUUAUGAUAAGUCCCGAGCUCACCCUGCCGCAUUGGUGAAAGAAAAAUACGGCAUCUCCAACAGGGAACUCUUCAGGGCAUGUUUUGCACGCGAAUGGCUGCUCAUGAAGCGAAGUUCUUUUGUUUUCAUCUUUAAAACAACACAGAUCACUAUCAUGGCAACUAUUGCAUUCACAGUAUUUUUAAGAACACAAAUGAAAGCUGGCCAAAUUAAUGAUGCUGCUAAGUUCUGGGGAGCAUUGUUCUUCAGUCUCAUCAAUGUGAUGUUCAAUGGUAUGCAAGAACUGGCAAUGACAGUUUUCAAGCUACCCGUGUUUUUCAAGCAGAGAGAUUCCUUGUUCUACCCAGCAUGGGCCUUUGCUCUACCCAUAUGGGUACUACGAAUUCCACUUUCUGUGAUGGAGUCCUUAAUAUGGAUUAUUUUCACAUAUUACACCAUUGGAUUUGCUCCUGCUGCUACUAGGUUCUUUAAACAGUUAUUGGCAUUUGUCGGCAUCCAUCAGGUGGCGCUCUCUUUGUUUCGUUUCAUUGCAGCAGUUGGAAGAUCACAAGUUGUAGCAAACACACUUGGAACAUUCACACUGCUGUUGGUAUUUAUUCUUGGAGGCUUCAUUGUUGCGAAAGAUGACAUCAAGAGUUGGAUGAUAUGGGGGUACUAUGUUUCUCCUAUGAUGUAUGGACAAAAUGCUAUUGCCAUCAAUGAAUUUCUUUCUGAAAGAUGGAGCACGCCCACUAAUGGCACUGAAAAUACGGUUGGAAAAACCCUUCUUCGGGAUAGAGGUUUAUUUACAACUGAAACCUGGUACUGGAUAUGUAUCGGAGCUCUCUUUGGUUUUUCGCUACUCUUCAAUGUUCUAUUCGUUGCAGCAUUGACAUUCUUAAAUCCUAUUGGAGAUACAAAGGCUGUUAUAAUUGAAGAAGAAGAGGAGGACAACCGCACACGGGCAGCUGCAUCUAAUUCUGAAGGUGUUCAAAUGGCGAUAAGAAAUGCUCAAGGAAAUGGCAUGACGAGUGCAACUAACAACCAAGCAAGUAGAGGAAUGGUUUUACCCUUCCAACCACUUUCACUUGCAUUCAACCAUGUAAAUUACUAUGUGGACAUGCCUGCGGAAAUGAAGAGUCAAGGGAUUGAAGAAGACAAGCUGCAGCUUCUUAGGGAUGUUAGUGGUGCUUUUAGGCCUGGUGUUCUGACAGCCUUGGUUGGUGUCAGUGGUGCUGGAAAGACUACAUUGAUGGAUGUCUUAGCAGGUAGAAAGACAGGAGGGUACAUCGAAGGAAGCAUAAGUAUUUCAGGAUAUCCAAAGAAUCAAGAAACUUUUGCUCGUGUUAGUGGCUAUUGUGAACAGAACGAUAUCCACUCACCAUAUGUAACAGUUUAUGAGUCGCUCCUCUAUUCGGCCUGGCUAAGGCUUCCUUCUGAUGUGAAGACUGAAACUCGAAAGAUGUUUGUUGAAGAGGUCAUGGAUUUGGUUGAGCUCAAUCCUUUGAGAAAUGCUAUUGUUGGACUUCCAGGAGUGGAUGGUCUUUCAACUGAGCAGAGAAAGAGACUUACUAUUGCAGUAGAAUUGGUUGCUAAUCCUUCGAUAAUCUUUAUGGAUGAGCCCACUUCAGGACUUGAUGCCAGAGCUGCUGCAAUUGUUAUGCGUACAGUCAGAAAUACAGUAGAUACAGGCCGAACUGUGGUUUGCACAAUCCAUCAACCUAGCAUAGAUAUCUUUGAAGCUUUUGAUGAGCUUUUGCUUAUGAAGAGAGGAGGACAAGUCAUAUAUGCCGGACCUCUCGGUCGUCAAUCUCACAAGCUUAUAGAAUAUUUUGAGGCUGUACCAGGUGUUCCCAAGAUCAAAGAGGGUUAUAAUCCGGCCACCUGGAUGUUGGAUGUCAGUACUAGUGCAAUGGAAACUCAACUUGAAGUAGAUUUUGCAGAAGUAUAUGCCACCUCCGAUCUAUACAGGCGAAACCAGGAGCUAAUAAAGGAGUUGAGCACCCCUGAACCUGGUUCUAAGGAUCUAUACUUCCCCACACAAUAUUCUCAGCCAUUUUUAACCCAGUGCAAGGCUUGCUUUUGGAAACAACACUGGUCAUACUGGAGGAAUUCGCAGUACAACGCCAUUAGAUUUUUUAUGACCAUUGUCAUUGGAGUCAUGUUUGGUGUGAUCUUUUGGAAAAAAGGGGAUGUCAUAUAUCGACAACAGGACUUGCUUAAUUUACUGGGAGCUACUUAUGCUGCUGUUCUUUUCCUUGGGGCUACCAAUGCUUCUGCCGUACAGUCUGUUGUAGCUAUUGAGAGAACAGUUUUCUACCGUGAAAGAGCAGCAGGAAUGUAUUCAGAGUUGCCUUAUGCGUUUGCUCAGGUUGCAAUAGAAACUAUUUAUGUUGCAAUUCAGACCAUUAUCUACACACUUCUUUUGUACUCAAUGAUCGGAUAUGAAUGGACCGCUGUGAAGUUCUUCUAUUUCUACUACUUCAUCUUCAUGUGUUACACCUACUUCUCAAUGUACGGUAUGAUGGUUGUCGCGCUGACUCCUGGUUAUCAAAUUGCUGCCAUUGUCAUGUCCUUCUUCUUGAGCUUCUGGAAUCUCUUCUCCGGUUUCCUCAUCCCGCGUCCUCUUAUCCCAAUAUGGUGGAGGUGGUACUACUGGUGCUCACCAGUUGCAUGGUCGAUUUACGGUAUCUUUGCAUCUCAAGUUGGUGACAAAACUGGUAACAUAAAACUCCCUGAUGGUAGUGAGAUGCCACUCAACAAAUUUCUCAAAGACGGCUUGGGUUAUGAUCAUGAUUUCCUCAUCCCUGUGGUGUUUGCCCAUGUUGGUUGGGUGCUUUUGUUCUUUUUAGUCUUUGCAUAUGGCAUCAAGUUCCUCAACUUCCAACGCAGAUAA
Messenger RNA from Oldenlandia corymbosa var. corymbosa, 4059 nucleotides. The record is from the annotation of a GenBank genome assembly. Lineage: Eukaryota; Viridiplantae; Streptophyta; Magnoliopsida; Gentianales; Rubiaceae.